Molecule: messenger RNA, 8301 nt
Organism: Zootermopsis nevadensis
Lineage: Eukaryota; Metazoa; Arthropoda; Insecta; Blattodea; Termopsidae
Gene: ERp44
Product: Endoplasmic reticulum protein 44
Biological process (GO): protein folding
Cellular component (GO): endoplasmic reticulum membrane; endoplasmic reticulum-Golgi intermediate compartment
Molecular function (GO): protein disulfide isomerase activity
Source: RefSeq, a predicted model, not a curated record
AUCGAUACUUCCUUCCAGUCCUGAAGUGUUGUUGGUAGUGUAUGUUUCUUAUGGAUGUAAAUAACCGGUUAUUUGAAUUUAUUUAUUAAAGAAAAUGAAUGUGUGGUGCAGUCUAAGAAGCAUUAAAUUUUCACUUCUGUUCCAUCUAUUAGUCUGUUACUUCUUUUACAACCCAACAGAUAGUGGGGCAGUGCAGCUUACACAAAGUAACUUGGACACAAUAUUAGCUUCAAAUGAAUUGGUACUUAUCAAUUUUUAUGCGGACUGGUGCCGAUUCAGUAACAUGCUGGCACCAGUCUUUGAUGAUGCUGCUGACAAAGUCGCAGCUGAGUUUCCGGUGUCCGGCCAAGUCGUCAUGGCAAAGGUAGACUGUGACAAAGAAGGUUCAAUUGCUACAAGGUUUCACAUAACUAAAUAUCCUACCUUAAAAGUAUUUCGAAAUGGUCAGUCCACAAAACGAGAAUAUCGAGGCCAGAGGUCAGCAGAAGCAUUUCUGUCAUUUAUCCAGAAACAACUGGCAGAUCCUAUAAGGGAAUUUGCAGACCUGAAAGAAUUGAAGGAACUUGAUGAUACAAAACGAACAGUUAUUGGAUACUUUGAUCAAAAGGAUGUACCAGAAUAUAAUGUGUUCAGAAAAGUUGCUACAGGUCUUAAGGAAGAUUGCCAAUUUGUUGUUGGAUUUGGAGCCGCAAGCGCACAGAUGCAUCCACAGGGCCAACCAAUUGUGGUAUUCCGUGCCGACAAGGCUCGGUCCAACGACCAGGAUGAGACGUUCGUCGGAAACCUAAAUGCAUACGACGAGCUCAACACUUGGGUCACGGAGAAAUGCGUGCCACUGGUCAGGGAGAUAACGUUCGAGAACGCUGAGGAAUUAACAGAAGAGGGCCUGCCAUUUCUUAUACUUUUUCAUAAACCAGAUGACAAUGAGAGUGUAAAGAAAUUCAAGUAUCUUGUAACAAACGAACUCCUCUCAGAGAAAAAGAGUGUCAACUUCUUAACAGCAGAUGGUGUAAGAUUUGCCCAUCCACUCCAUCACCUUGGGAAGAGUCAGAGUGAUUUGCCGCUGAUUGCCAUCGACAGUUUUCGUCACAUGUACCUGUUUCCGGACGUAAAAGAUAUGGAGGUUCCGGGGAAGCUUAAGAGUUUCCUGCAGGACUUGUACUCUGGGAAACUGCACAGAGAGUUCCAUUAUGGACCCGAACCAGUUACAAAUACACCCAAUGAGAUUGAAGGUGGCAAUAAGAAACCGACCACGCCACCGGAAUCUACUUUUAAGAAACUGGCACCGUCGAAAAAUCGGUACACGCUGCUCAGAGACGAGCUAUAGACGCCGAAGUUUGUAGUCCGCCAGAUUAAGUUGUUGGAUUUAUUAUUGAGAUAAAUUUAAUAUAAAAUUUUGGUAAGAGGUGUGCUUUCUUUAGUAACUUACGGCAUUUAAAGUAAUGUCAUUUGUCUUUAAUUACUCAGUGAAUUGAUGACAAAACAAAAAUACCUUCAGUGCAGGUUGGCUGUUGUAUCAUUAUUAUUGAACAUCCAUUAUUUUUUCCUUUGAGGUUUGAUCCGUGCACAAACUGAAGCGUUUUCUGCCCUGGCAACUGAAUUACAUGCUUAAUUUGUUCACAUUUUCCUGAAUUUGUGUUCUUAUGUGUUCCUUUCAAAAUACCUAGUCCUUAUUCCUGCUAACCCUAAUUUUUGAGGUAAUUUAAUACAAUUUAGAAUUCACAUGCCAGGUUGGUGCAGGUUCUCUGCACGUUUGAUUUCAGGAUGAAGAUUUGUGUAGUGUUUGUGUUACUGAAAUGCCUAAGGCAUGUAUAUAUAACAGAUUGUUACGUUUUUAAAGCUGAUCAGCUGCGGACUUUCCGUACGUCACGCGCCCGCUGAAAAUAACACUAAAGGUGUAGUUCAUGUUUAAUAUAAAAUCUAAAUUCUGCUUUGUUAGGCGAGAAUCUGUCAACAUUUAUUUGGAAAGCUGGAAGUUCUGUGUUACAUCUGCAAGGUAAUGUGAUAAUAUGAUAUAUAAUGAAUGUAUAAAUGGAGCGGGAGAGUAAUGGUGUGCGUUGCUUGGCGAUAGACUGUCACGCGAGAGUUGUAGCAAGAUUUUUUUACUGUGUGUUGUAUUUAGGAUUCUUCUAGUACUGCUUACAUUUAUGAAGAUAUAAUUUUUUUGUAAUUAUAUUAUCUCUUCCUGUGGCGACAAGUUCUGUCUUCUACAAGAUUUUGAAAAUUCCUAUUCCUUUUCAUACCUACGAGAUGUUGAAAAUUUCAUGCUGGAUUGAAACUAUUUUCUGUCAGUGAUCCAGGCCUAACAACGUGACCUUUGUACAUAAUAUGAAAUAGGAUUAUGUUUCAUUACACCAGGAAAAGUUAAGGAUACUAGGGGAACAAGUACCAAUCUAGAUGUGUGUUUCUGCGUCCUCGGACUUAAGAGUAGUCAGAUGACUGCCGUAGGUGAAUUUUAAUUCUAACCCAGAAGUGAGACAUUGGCUGUAGUGUACAGUCCUGCUACGUUGGCUUGUAAACUUUUUGGAUAUGCUUGUGCUGUAACUUAUGUAUUAAAUUCUUCCUUAUGGUAGAGGGAAGAUUUUUCAAAUGUCAGAAGACUUACCUUCUUCUCUCAAGUUGAGUCGGAAAGAAGAAAUUUCAUUUGAGCUAUGAGAUGCGUUGAGAUUUGUGUUACUGUCUGUAUUCUGUAAACAGAAAGAGAAAUUAAUUAUUUUUGUACAUUGGUUUGUACACUUGCCUAAUGAAAGUGAAUAUGACGAGCUAGAAUAUUGGUUUUCCAUUCAGAGGGACUGUGAUGUCCAAACAAUCCAGUUUUAUUUUGACUUAUUUGGGUUUUGUGAUAAUUCAUUGCUGAAGUAAAACAAAAUGUAGAGGAUCCAUCUGACACGGUAUAUUUUAUUUGCUAUCAAAAUUAUUACUAGGUCAACAUGUUUCAACCCCACAGAGGCAUCCUUGGAGUAGCCUCUGUGAGGUCAAAAUGUAUUGUCCUAAUAAUAUAUUUGAUUGUGAAUAAAAUAUAUUGUGUAAGACAAGACAUCUACCUUGUGUAUAACUUGUUGACUGCCACAAUAGGAUGCAUAAAAUGGUUACUGGAAUUACAUUCUGUCAAGAGAAGAAUGUUUCGGCUCUUAGAAUUAUUUGGGAAUAUAAGAACAGUCGAUCUGAAUUUUGAAACAUUUUGAGAGACCUCAGAAAUGUUUGUCUGCUGCACAAUAAAUAAAUUCUGAAUUUUGUAAGUACUUUGUUUACAGUUGUCUUGGAUCACACAUUAGUGUGUCUGGAAGCAGUGGGUAAAGGUCAGUAAUUUAAGUGUACACUCGUGUUUAUAUUGCAAAUAAGAAAAUUAAGUGACAGUUACCUUGAAAAGUAUUGCACGAAUCCUAAUUCUGAACUGGUGUAGAUAAUGCUGAUAGAACUUAUAUUCACAGAUACUGUGCUAAACAUUUUGUGUAAACAGAACAACAAGUAUCAUGGACAGUAGAGAUUAAAUGUUACACUUUGUGUUAAAAGCAAGGUGCGAAGAUUACUUAAUUUGAGGAGAGGAAAGGUAUUUCUGAACCAAGUAUGAUUUCGGGUAAAUUUUUUAAACCUGUAAUGAUUUUCCACAUAUAAGUCGAGAGAAUAUAUACUAUGUUACUAACUUCUGAUUAUCUGUGAAUAAGGACAUAUGACAGCAGUAUAGUUAACUGAAUAAAGUUGUGAUAGAUUCAUUUUAUGUAUGAUUUUUAGUGUAGUCAAGACAUUUUAAAUUGUAUAAGAUUUUGUUAAGCUGGUUUACAGGAAAAGGAGAAAGUUAUGUUUGAAGUUGGGUGGUAAAAGAAAAUGAGCAAUGCUCACAUCACACAGAAAAUCUUACACAGAUACUGGUACCGUUAAUAUUUCUCAGUUAGAAAUUAUACAUUAGAAGUCAUUCAGGAUUGCCAUUUCUUUAUUUUAUCCCUUCUACUUUUCCCCAUGAUAAUUUUCAGCACACAGGACAAAGUUUGCCUACAAGAAAGAUCAGGUAUUAAAGAUUAAUAUACGUUGGGAAUUACAAAGUAACUAAUUAUCUUAUUAAAAACUGUAGAUUGCAACACCACUAACAUGAGGCAUGUCACUGGACCACAUCCCAUGCCAGUUCUGUUAACUGCACAGUUAAGUAACUUAACAGAAUGUAGUACAUAGUUUUAAAAUGUGCACAGUGAUUGUAACGUUGCUUACCACAAAGGAGUGUAUAAAGAAAUUAUUUGUAGUGAGUUUCUAAGUCCAGAUUAAGAAUUUGCUUCUGUUUUUUUUAUUUGUGCUCGUAAAGAACCAUUUUCUCUCCUUCGCUCACUUAAUUGUAUAUUGGAAUACAUUUCCUGUAGACUUAUAAGCCAGUUCAGUUAAUGAUGAAGUUGUGGCUUUUUUUUGUAUAAUGUGAGUUAAUUUGGAUUUCUAUAAUGUCAUAUUGAUCAUCCUAUAUUAAUUUUAUUUUUGUUUUAAUUUAUAGUAAUGUCAUUUUAUUCAGUGUUUAUGCAUAUUACAAAUUUCUUUAUUUUAUUCACAUCUUAUAUUUAGUCUGAGGAUAAGAGCUUAUGUACCUUAAUCAUCAAAAAAUUUAAAUUUGGUUAGUGACUACACACAAGACUCUUACUGAAAAUAUUAUGGUUUUCAGAAUUGUUAGAAUGUUUAUGAUUGUGGAUUAUGAGUUAAUGAAUAUGGGUUUUAAAGUAGUAAUGCCCAUUUCAAAAGAAGCAGAAUUUUGAUGGUGACAGUUGCUGUAUUUUGAUUAGUGUGACUCAGACCGAUGAACUUUGCACAGAAUUUAUGUCCGUGUGUGCUGAGGUAAUUUAAUAUCACAGGUGAGAUUCAGUCAGUGGGACAGGCGAAGCACAUUGAAGGGACCAAGAUUUAUGUAUCAAGAAUUCAAGUAUUUGAUGAAAACACAGUAUUCUUUAAUGUCGCCUAGUUUCAGAUUAGCGUUUUCUCUGCUUCUGUAAACAAAAAUAAUGGAAACAUACAUUCCAUCAGAGUCUAUAGUUUUGAAAUGUGUUCUCUGUGUUUUUGCCAGUAAUUUCUGUUUUAUACCAAUGUCCACAAUAAUUCUGUAAUUGAUAUAAUUUGUGGACCAGGUAGUUAGAUUUUCAGAAAUUUCUCAAACACCAUAAAUAGCAAAAUAUAUUGUGUGUUACAAGUAAAAAUGGCUUACAUAGGCCUUUAACAUUUUAUUUUUUCAAGAUAUUCGUAUUUUUCUUAUUGAUGCUCUGAAAGAGAACAAAAUUUUUCUGCAAUUUUGCAUUUACUAAGUACAAAUAAUGCAAACAAAUAUUUAAUCUUACUAAUUUGCUCUGUCUCUUGUAAAGUAAUGGAUGUAAAGAAACAUGAAGUUUGUAGUAAACAUUACAGCAAUACAACUGAUAAACAGAAAUAUAACUGUAAUAUAUAUCAGUUCUGAACUGAACAUCUUGCAAACAUGGAUUUAUAUUGUCAGCAUACCAUAAUUAUAAAUGCCUGAAUCUCGUAUUGAUCUUUUUUUAAAUCCAGGUAUGUUUACUUGUGUGUGUGUGUGUGUGUAAUUACAAAAAUGUUGAGUUUCUAGCUGUUAAUAUUGAUAAGUAGUAUAGAAAAGUUUAAAAUUUAAGUAAAGUGAAAACUUGACAAUGAUUGAAGGAAAACUACAUACUCGGAUUUUGGAAAUGAGGAAGCAUACCAAAGUAUUUGUAGGUUAUGGAUUAAAAUUUUCCACUAGUUAAAUGAGAACAGAUAAUCAGAAGUUUACUUUAGAAUAUGAAAAAAAUGUGUUUAAAACUUUGAUUUGUCUUUUUAUUCUUUAGUUUUUUGACAUUUUUUCCUUGUCCAGCUUUCCUUAACUUCGCAGGAUAGACAACAAUUGUAUCUUGCCACUGAUUUUUUAUACAGAACUCUUAGAAUAAGAUGUGAGGGACAUCAGGCACAGUGAAGUGCUUAUUUAACUUGCCUUUUGGGAUUAUUAAAUUUGAAUACUAAGCAGAGGAAAACCUUAAAACAGAUGAAAUUGACUUUCGGACAUGCAGAUUUAACACCGUUUAAGGGAACUACGUAAACUUGAGUCACACUAAAUGCUGGUUCCACUGUAUAAUGAAUUUUGGUAUCAGUAUUAAAUACACUUAUUUCUCCAUGGUAAUGGAUGUUGGAGAAUAUAUGAAUAACAAAUAAACACCACCUUCAUUGUAAUACAUGUUUCACAUAAAUGUUAACAUUUCAAUGGAAUUGUGAUUGUGGUUUAUAACGUAACAUCUUUCAGACUGGAUGCCCAGAUUCAUUUCUUGGUUGAGGCUUCAGUGAAUAUAUCUAUCACUGCCAUGUUCAGAAUUGUGCAAGAUAUUGGAGACUGAAAGAAUUUGCACUUCUAGAGCCAAGUGGCAACAUAAUGAUCAGCCACAGAGAUGGGCCAUCACUGUGUACACAUGCUAGUGUGUCUUCACAGUUUAAUGCUUUUAAUAACGGUUCCUUUCUUCUUAUUUUAUGAUGGGAAGUAAAAUAUCUUACUUGUCUUCAAUAUCCUAUUAUGUCUAUGCUUAUGUGUAUUUCAUUUGUAUGCUUUAUUUGAUGUACAGAGAUAAUUUUCACACAAAUAACUUGUGAUUCAGUUUUCUGUUGCGUGAAACUUUCAUCCAAUUAAAAAUGUACACCAUUUUUUAUUAUUAUAGUGACAUGUUUGUUGGAAUAUUUGAAACAUGAUGCUAUAGUAUAAAAUGUUGUGUUCUGACAUAAAUAUAUAUUGAGACUUGGGUGUAAAUAUAUAACAUUUUCUUUAAUUGAAUAUUGAUAUGAAAGUUUGAAUGAUUAUGUAGAAUUUGAGGUUAAGUCUUAAGAUGGCUGCCUUUUGAGUUGUUGUGCCAUGUAGUCUGGAAGAAGUUUUCCAACGUUCAUCGCCCUGAUGAUGGAAGUAGCAAGGACCUCUGAAUAGUAAGUAAACUUCUACCAGACUACACGGUGCAACAACCCAGAAGAUAUUUUAUUGAUUAUUUACCGUGUGAGUGGGUCAUUCCUCUUGAAUGUAAAUUUGUCUUCUAGACCAGUGUUAUUUCAUGCUGUCUGCAGACUGGGAUCUGGUAACAAAACAAAACAGGUCCAUAAAAGAUAGCGGUAAAAAAUAUUACUUAAAAUGUUGAAUUGAAACUGCAUCUUUUUACAAUAAAGUGUUGGUAGUUCAGAAUUAUUGUUUUACAAUUAUAUUAGCAGAGAAAUCCAACAGAUAUUCCCCCAUUGUUCACUUUGAAGGCAUCACCAUCUUGAAAAGCAAUCAAAAUGCAUGAUAUUAAUGUCUUGUCUUGUAUUACACAUGUUAGGUGAUAGUCAAUUUGUGAAUAUUUUGUAAUUUUUAAUAUUGGAAGUUAUGAGAUGUCUGGUACAUUUAUUUGUAUUAGGCUUGCCGAUACAGUUUGCCAGUCUGCAGUUUAAUAUAUUACAGACAACAUUAAUCUCUGAUUUUUGAAGUUGGGAAAACAUUGGUCUAGACCAAACUUUAACAUUGUGAUACUAUUUAUCUCGUGGGAAGGUAGCCGACGUCUGUUGGAAAUAAUGUUUGUAAGCAUUUCCAAAGUAACUUACUAUUUGUCAUUGAUGUGAAAAUGUUGCCAGAGAACAGAAGUGUAAAUCUCCCUUUAUUCCUCAGACAAAUGUAAUAAAAUUGUCACACAUGACUUGCUGAUCAGAUGUUAUAGUCGGCACAGUAGUUUUUGGCCGGUGGAGAAGCUAGGGGAGCUGGUGGGUGGGCCUACUCUGUGUACCUGAGGUGGCACGGUCAGUGUAUUUCUUUUGUUUGGGCGUUCAGUCCGAUAAGCUCCUCGGUGCAGUCAGCAUUAUACUAUCGCACAAAUGACUCGCUCCUUGCCUUCCCCUUGAAAAUUCCACUGGCCAAAAACUACUGUGCUGACUAUACUAAUUAAUUAAUGAUAGUUGUGUUUUUGGGUAUUAUGUGAUAGACAAGUCAAUAUUUCAUGCUUCUUACAUUCUGUUUGGUUGCACUGUUGGAAGAUGCACAGCUGAAAAGGAUUUCAAUAGUACAUUAUCUCUGCAGUAUUUCCAUGUGAUUUAUUUUCUUUCUUGUGAAUAAUACCAACUUUAGUGUGUAUUUGUGAAUACAGUUCAGUUAAUAGAUGUCAGUUUUCUAAGUAUUUCAGAGCUGGUAUUGUCUGAAUAUCUUUUAAUUCUUGUGUGACAAAAGUGAUACCAGAUCUGACAGAAUUAAUACUAAUGUGCUUAAAGUAAUGGAGUUUUCAAAAAACGUUUUCAGGAAGAAAGGGAACAUAUAUUCCAUCAUUUUUGUAAAUAAAUGUACUGUGAAUAUUCCAA